AUGGAUGAAGCUUCAAGGCGGGUUCGAGUGCAGUUUGUGACGAAGCUGAAACCUCCAUAUAAAGCACCACCAACCUCUAUUACCAUUCCUUCCAACCUCACCUGCUUGGGUCUCUCCACUAUUGUCAGUAGUUUCCUUAAAGCUGAAGUUUUGGCACAAACUCUUGAGAUUGAAUACAUCAAGGCCAUGGUCCCAAGGACGGUAGAGGAGCCUUCUCUACAUGAUGAUUGGGUUAAUGCAAUUGAUGGUUCAAGUUCCAAGUAUGCCUCUUCUCUUCUUGAGUUCUGUAUGCUAUUCAUAGAAAUAUUGUGCUAUAACAUUCUUAGUCUUGGAUUGCUAUUUUUCGAAGUUAGAGGAUACAUGGCUGAUCAUAUGGGUUGUAACGUUAUCACGGCUACUCAGCAUACAUUGAGUGCAGCUCAAAAUUUGGGGAAACAAAUUGGGGUAGUAGCGUACAUUGAGUGCAGCUCAAAAGCACAGCAGAAUGUGAAAGCUGUGUUUGACACUGCCAUCAAAGUUGUUUUCCAACCUCCAUGGAGGAAAGAAGUUGCUAGAAAGAGAAGGCACAGAACCUUUAGCUGCUUCAUUGUGUAA
Oldenlandia corymbosa var. corymbosa is the source of this 594-nucleotide messenger RNA. NCBI's taxonomy places the organism in Eukaryota, Viridiplantae, Streptophyta, Magnoliopsida, Gentianales, Rubiaceae. The record is from the annotation of a GenBank genome assembly.